Messenger RNA from Lutra lutra (Eurasian river otter), 675 nucleotides. RefSeq names its product GTPase HRas-like. Bases 233 to 481 code for a protein of 82 amino acids. The record is from RefSeq and is a predicted model, not a curated record. NCBI's taxonomy places the organism in Eukaryota, Metazoa, Chordata, Mammalia, Carnivora, Mustelidae. The transcript is spliced from 4 exons.
ACCUCCCCCGUUCUGCCCACAGGCAAUGACUGGGCAGACCCCGCUCUUCUCCAGGGACAUCAAGCAGAUCAGUAUGCACUGGAACCAGACCUUCUCAACCGCAUCGUGCUCUGGGAUUGCUACGGCGUCAGGACUCCUAUCAGAAGCAAGUGGUUUUGGAUGGUGAGACGAGCCUGCUGGACAUUCUGGAUGCGUGGGCCAGGAGGGGUACAGCCCCACGGGAGACCAGUACAUGCACACUGGAGAAGACCUCCUGUGUGUGUUUACCAUCAACAACACCAAGUCCUUCAAGGACAUCCAUUACAGGUCCUGGAUACGCCCGUGCCUGCAGCAUGACAACCAGUUCCCACCUUCUUCCUUGCAGGGAGCAGAUGGGAUUGCAGGGAGUGAAGGAUUCCAGGGAAGGCUCUGGCUCCAGCUCCAGAACUCUCUGGGACACCCUGGGACCCCUGGGACCCAGCAGUCCCUAGUGCUGGCAUGAGGACGCCUUCUAGAUGCUGGUGCGAGAGAGCCAGGAGCACAAGGUGGGAAAGCAGAGCUCACCCAAGGACAGUGGCCCAGGCUGCAUGAGCUGCAAGUCCCCACCCUCCUGAUGUCCCUUUCAGGCCACCCUGGAGUCCCCGCAGGCCCUCUUAUGCCCCAGAAGCACAGGCAGGGGCAGGGAGGUGCUGGAUG